AUGUCCUGUGUUUUUUGUGGCUUCAGUAUCAAUCUGCCGCAGAGAGUAGAAGCUCUACAAGGAUCCUGUGUUUUCAUACCCUGCACAUUUGACAUCGAUCAACAGUUUAACAGUUACCUCACUGAUAGUGCAAAGAGAAUAUGGUUUAAGGGUGUAACACCAGUGUUUGUCUCCAGCAGCCCCAACACUGGACUGUUAAAAGGAGAAAUAUUUGGCACUGCUACACAGAAAAACUGCACCACACGCUUCGAUAAUGUCAGUCAGAGUCAUAUUACUUCAGACCUGAAGAUGAUAAAGUGCAGAUCUCCCUCCAAACCCACACUGAGCAUCUUUCCGGAUCAGCAGGAGACGACUGAGGGAAGUUCAGUGAGUCUGCGCUGCUCUACUAAGAUCUUCUGUCAGUCUCGUCCACCAUCUCUCACAUGGAGCUCAUCUCUCAUCGAGAGCGUCACAGGACGGCAGUAUCAGAGCCAAACUGAGCUCAUCUCUGAUCUGAACUUCACUGUUUCUCACCGUCAUCACAGAGUCACUUUCACCUGCACUGCAACACACCAGCUACAGCAGCCGAGCACAACACAAGAGUCCCGGAUGCUACUAGUUCAGUAUGCUCCUAAAAACACAUCAGUGAGGAUAAAUCCAGCUGGUUUAGUUCUAGAGGGUCGUUCAGUGACGCAAACCCAGCAGUGA
Molecule: messenger RNA, 687 nt
Organism: Sinocyclocheilus rhinocerous
Lineage: Eukaryota; Metazoa; Chordata; Actinopteri; Cypriniformes; Cyprinidae
Product: sialoadhesin-like
Exons: 4
Coding region: 1-687 (228 amino acids)
Source: RefSeq, a predicted model, not a curated record